ACUCGUUGUUUCUAUUAGCCUUAUACCCAUCUCUCUGACGAAAGCAUGAAUCAGCGCCCGCCGCAACAGCUCUCAGCGCAGGACCUCGCUCAUUUCGAGUCGCUGGGUGUCUCCGACUCCACUACUGCCAGUCAGCAGCCAGCUCAGCAACCUCCUCUGCCUCAACAGGCAUCCCGAAACCCAUUUCUCGCUCCUCAGCCACACCACAAUGCGCAAGAUGACCUCGCGCAACUGUCCAUGGCUCCUAGUGCAAAUGCUCAGCCGCAGCAGCAACCACCGCUUGCCGGGCCGGUGACUGCCCCUGCUCCAUUCACUGAUCCUCCGCUGGCUUCGGGGCUGGAUGCGGCAGCUGCGGCGCCACCAGCGGUCGCUCAACCCGCGCCUGCCCCCCCAUCCGGGGCUCAACCCACGCCGGCUAUGUCUCAUGCUGCGAGAUCCUCGCCGGAGCCAAAGGCGUGGCCGACGAAGGAUGUGAUGUUCCGCGGCCAGGAAAGGAAGAUCAUCAUGCAGAAUGAGAACGGUCCCUGCUCCCUGAUCGCCAUCGCAAACCUCCUUCUCCUUCGCGGAAAUAUUAUGCUCACCCCACCGGACCGCCCGCUGGUCAGCUACGACUAUCUCUCGUCGCUCAUUGCCGAGUACCUCCUCACGCAGCCCUCGACGACGGGCGGUUCGAAUGGGGCUACUGGUGGUGGCGAUGCUCUGGAGCGAGCUCUCAGCCUACUUCCACAGACUCGCCAUGGCCUCAAUUUGAAUCCUAGUUUCCUCAGUAACGACGCCUUCCACUCUUCUGACGGCGGGUCGCAGAGUCUGGAGCUCUUCGAGUUGCUGGGCAUCAAGCUCUACCACGGCUUCCUGCCCGACAUGUCAGCGCCCAACAGCUACGAGCUGCUCACGCGCGCUGGAUCCUACGAUGCUGCGGUGGAUGCCGUAGUGCAGGGAGACACUUUGGCUUCGCGCUUCUUUCGCGAGGGGCUUGGGGAGCAAGGCAGUCUGCGAGAUCUUGCUAAGCGGGGAGGCGCCGCUGUCGUCGAGUCGACAGGCUGGGGGACCAGUGCGGAGAGAAAGGCACUCGCGGAUGCUUUGGAGAUUUCGCAAUUCCUCGACGCCAACGCCUCGCAGCUCACCUAUCCGGGUCUGUUUGCGCUCUCAUCGCUGCCGGAGGGGACUCUUGCGACACUAUUCCGCUUCAACCAUCUCAGCGUGCUUUAUCGACCCAGCACCGCCGAUAUACCCACGGACACGCGUGCGCCUCCCUCGCUGCUCACGCUAAUCACCGACGAGUCGCUCAUCGAUGAGGAGCUUGCCGUCUGGGAGACAUUGGCGGACGUGGACGGGUCAGGAAGUGGAGAGAUCUUCGAUGGGCGACUACGCCCACGACGCAUUGAGCAACGGGCGGCACAGGCUCCAGCAUUCAAUCAAGCUGGUGAGGGGAACGAGGAUGCCGACUUCGCUCUUGCGUUGCAGCUACAUUCUGAGGAGCGUGAUCGCGCCGAGCGAAGGCAGCAGCGCGACUAUCAGCGACGACGAGGGCAUGCACCUGGCUCUUCUCGCGACCCAACGAGCGAAGCUCGCGUCCAGCAGCAACAGCAGCAGCAGCAGCAAAAGCGGCACACCGGCUCGGGCAACCUCUUUUCUGCGUUAAAGGGAAAGAAGCAGCAGGCUCCCAGCGCGGCGUACACGAGCGCUCAGCAAGGGGCUGCGGAUGACUUGGCGCCUACGAGCGAGGGGAGCGGGCGAUACGAUGGUGGGAAGACGAAGAAGGGGUGCGUUGUGAUGUGAAGGAGGCCUAGCUGGAGAUCCGAGGCAUGUAUAUAGGCGGGAAGGGAACGUAGCAGAUUGAUACUAUAGGCGCUCAUUGACGGUUGUCUGGCGCUUGGAGGCUUAUAUCUAUCCCGAUGUCAUCUUCGACUGGCUUCCAGUCUAGCAAAGAGCUGCAGCCAGUUCGAUGUACUGUCACGCAGGCUCUCGUCGAGAAUCUUGUUCGCGAUACCUAGUAGGCAAGCGUGUUCGGCCACGUGGCGUGUUGGACUCGGGAAUGCGGCGGAGCAGGGCACUCCCAGACUUCGCCCUCCGCUUCCUCCACUCGCUCCUGAGCAAUCGACUUUCAUU
Molecule: messenger RNA, 2109 nt
Organism: Jaminaea rosea
Lineage: Eukaryota; Fungi; Basidiomycota; Exobasidiomycetes; Microstromatales
Exons: 2
Coding region: 46-1779 (577 amino acids)
Biological process (GO): protein K48-linked deubiquitination
Cellular component (GO): cell periphery; cytosol
Molecular function (GO): cysteine-type deubiquitinase activity; K48-linked deubiquitinase activity; cysteine-type carboxypeptidase activity
Source: RefSeq, a predicted model, not a curated record